CCGGGACUCGUCCUCAUCCGAGGCACCGGCAACCGGGCUUUCCUCUACGGCACGGCUCCCACUCUCAUCCUGUGACUGCAUGCAAGUUUCUCUCCCCACCGCCCCCCAUUCUCCGCUCAGCGAACUGCUGUAGUUCUUCUCCGCUCCUGUCAAAGCAAAUUGGCGACCUUGACGGUGCGCUCUGGGGAGGAACUUUACGGGGGGUGUGCUCCAUUUGUGGCGCUCCUCUUCAGAAAGGAAAGGAUUCGAGGAAAAGUCUGUUCUGUGCUUUGGAGAAGAAGAAAAGAGACAGAACAAAAACACCUAAGCACUCCGCCGGGGACAAGGCGAAGGAGGAAGUUAAGUAAAGAGAAGACGAAGAAAAAGAACAAACCAGCAUCUCAAGGACGCACGACGUGUAAGUGGGGAAAGGUGUUCUAUUAGGUGCAGCUUUCCUUCUUACAGGUGCAGCAAGAGACAGACUGUACUUGGACUUAACCUGGAUUCAUCUGAUUGAGUUGCAUCCUUCAGAUAAACAAACGCGCUCUGUUUCGGUACUCCUACGGAAAUAUUUUACCAUCAACGAGGCUCGUGGAACUGCAGCGAACUUAGACUGUAAAACAAACACACAGUUUGACCGAAUUUCUCCGGUCACCACAGGCUACGGCAGAGGCUUGGUUUUGCGCUCCGAGGUCGGUGCGCUCUGCUCGACUUUAGUGGUCGCAGGUCCUCCUGACAGAGAGAAUCAAGCAGCAGGCGAACGGCACCACAGCCACGGCGGGACUCGGCCACUACGGCAUGCUUAAAGCUCACCGGGCACUUGUUGUCCAGUCCUCCCGGUUUGGGACCAUGUUUGAGGACUCCUUUAACAGAUCGAUGUGGCGCGUCGCAUGGAUUUUAUUUUUUUCCUUACUCAUCCACUGCGCACAACCUCAAGGGUCGCGGGGGGCGCUGGAGCCUAUCCCAGCUGUCAUAGGGCGAGAGUUGGAUGAAGAAAUUGCCAUAAUAUCCUACACUGUGUGGAAAAAUGAAGAUGACGUGCCUCCCUACUUCAAGACAGAGCCAGUGCGUAGCCAGCUCCAUCUGGAACGUAACAGGCUGGUGCUGACCUGCAUGGCGGAGGGAAGCUGGCCACUAGAGUUUAAAUGGAUCCACAAUAGCACAGAAUUAACACGCUUUUCACUGGAGUACAGGUACCUAAUCCCUUCACUGGACCGCUCCCAUGCUGGCUUUUACCGCUGUAUUGUGAGAAAUCGGGUGGGAGCCCUUCUGCAGAGGCGCACAGAAGUACAAGUGGCCUUUAUGGGCAGUUUUGAGGAAGGCGAACGUACCCAGUCAGUCUCUCAGGGAGAGGGUGCUGUGAUUCCAGCACCACGCAUUCGCAGCUUCCCUCAGCCACAAGUCACCUGGUUCAGAGAUGGGCGCAAGAUUCCACCCAGCAGCCGCAUUGCCAUUACUUUGGACAACACACUGGUUAUCUUGUCUACCGUGGCACCCGAUGCCGGACGCUACUAUGUGCAAGCUGUAAAUGACAAAAAUGGAGAGAACAAGACCAGCCAGCCCAUCACCUUGUCAGUAGAAAAUGUUGGAGGUCCAGCAGAUCCCAUUGCCCCCACCAUUAUCAUCCCUCCCAGGAACACCAGUGUGGUCACAGGCACAUCAGAGGUCACGAUGGAGUGUGUGGCCAAUGCCAGACCUCUUAUCAAGCUGAGUAUCACAUGGCGUAAGAACGGCGUGUUGGUGAACAGCGGUUUGAGUGACUUCAACCGCAGACUGACCAUCCUGAGUCCUGUGGUGAGCGACGCCGGCUACUACGAGUGCGAGGCCAUUCUGCGCAGCAGCAGCGUGCCUUCAGUCAGUGCUGGAGCUUAUCUGCAUGUCCUUGAGCCACCACAGUUUAUAAAGGAACCGGAGAAACACAUCACAGCUGAGAUGGAGAAGGUGGUUGACAUUCCCUGUCAGGCACGGGGAGUGCCCCAGCCAGACAUUGUGUGGUACAAGGAUGCUUUGCCUAUCGACCCAGUGAGGACACCCAGGUACAGGGUGUUGGUGGGCGGCAGCCUCCAGGUCAACGGCCUACUGCCUGAUGACACCGGCAUGUUCCAGUGCUUUGCCCGAAAUUCAGCCGGAGAAGUUCAGACCAACACAUACCUGGCUGUUACAAGCAUUGCCCCGAAUAUCACAGCUGGACCCUCUGAUAGCACUGUGAUCGACGGGAUGUCAGUCAUUCUGCACUGUGAGACCUCUGGAGCUCCAAGACCAGCUAUCACCUGGCAAAAAGGUGAGCGCGUGUUAGCCAGCGGUUCAGUCCAGCUGCCCCGGUUCACCCUGCUCGAAUCAGGCAGCUUGCUCAUCUCACCUUCACACAUCUCUGAUGCCGGGACCUACACUUGCAUGGCAAGCAACUCCAGGGGCAUUGACGAGGCAUCUGCUGACCUUGUUGUUUGGGCUCGCACUCGGAUUACCACCCCCCCACAGGACCAGAGCGUUAUCAAAGGAACUAAAGCCAUUAUGAACUGUGGAGUCACACACGACCCAAGUGUGACAGUCAGGCAUGUCUGGGAAAAAGAGGGCUCAGUGAUAAAUGUUCAGUCCAUCCCCCGCAUGCGGCUAGAUGCAGAUGGUACGCUUCACAUCUCCCAAACCUGGUCAGGUGACAUAGGCACCUACACAUGCAGAGUGACCUCUGUUGGAGGAAACGACUCCCGCAGCGCACACCUCCGUGUCAGACAGUUGCCCCAUGCCCCAGAGAACCCUACGGCCGUGCUGAGCAAAUCUGAAAAAAGAGCCAUCGACCUGGCUUGGGCCAAGCCUUUUGAUGGCAACAGUCCCCUCAUACGCUAUAUCCUGGAGGUUUCUGAGAACAAUGCUCCCUGGGCCAUCCUGCUGGCCAAUAUUGAACCAGAGUCCACAGCAGUGACGGUCAACGGCUUGAUCCCAGCUCGCUCCUAUCAGUUCCGCCUCUGUGCUGUUAAUGAUGUGGGAAAGGGACAGUUUAGCAAGGAGACAGACCGGGUGUCUCUCCCAGAGGAGUCCCCCAGUGCUCCUCCUCAAAAUGUCAUUGCUAGUGGUCGGACCAACCAAUCUAUCAUGAUCCAGUGGCAGCCUCCACCGGAAAGCCACCAGAACGGCAUCCUCAGAGGCUACAUCGUUCGGUAUCGUCUCACUGGGCUGCCUGUGGACUACCAAAUCAAGAACAUUUCCAGCCCAGAUAUGACCACACUGCUGCUGGAAGACCUCAUCAUCUGGACCAAUUAUGAGAUUGAGGUGGCUGCCUACAAUGGGGCAGGUUUGGGCACUUUCAGCCAUAAGGUUACUGAGUGGACCCUGCAAGGAGUGCCCACCAUAGCUCCAGGCAACGUGCAGGCCGAGUCGGUCAACUCAACAACUAUCCGUUUUACGUGGACAGCCCCUAACCCCCAGUUCAUCAACGGCAUUAACCAGGGCUACAAGUUGCUGGCCUGGGAACCUGGCAAGGAUGACGAAGUUGCCAUGGUAACAGUACGACCGAACUUCCAGGACAGCGUCCAUGUGGGAUAUGUGACAGGUCUGAAGAAGUUCACCGAGUAUUACACCUCUGUGCUGUGCUUCACCACACCCGGAGACGGCCCCCGCAGCCCGCCUAAAGCAUUGAGGACGCACGAGGACACCCCCGGUGCAGUGGGUCAUCUGAGUUUCACCGAGAUCUUGGACACUUCACUCAAAGUCAGCUGGAGUGAGCCCAGCGAGAAGAAUGGAGUUCUCACAGGUUACCGCAUUUCUUGGGAGGAGUACAACCGAACAAACACCAGAGUCACCCACUACCUGCCCAAUGUCACCUUAGAGUACAGGGUCACCGGGCUCACUGCUCUCACCACCUACACUAUUGAAGUGGGAGGAAUGACCUCCAAGGGCCAGGGCGUGCUGUCCUCCUCCACCAUUUCCUCUGGUGUCCCACCAGAGCUUCCUGGCCCUCCUACCAACAUGGCAAUUUCCAAUAUUGGCCCACGCUCCAUCAACCUGCAGUUCAAACCUGGCUAUGAUGGCAAAACUUCCAUUUCCCGCUGGCUAGUGGAGGCCCAGGUGGGUGCAGUAGGAGAAAAUGAGGAUUGGUUGAUGGUCCACCAGGUGUUCAACGAACCUGAGGCUCGCUCCUUAGAGGUGCCAGGUCUCAACCCAUAUACCUCAUACAGGUUUCGGAUGCGUCAGGUGAACAUAGUGGGUACCAGUCCUCCCAGUCAGCCCUCCAGAAAAAUUCAGACCCUACCAGCUCCUCCCGACAUGGCCCCUGCCAACGUCACCCUGCGCACCGCUAGUGAAACAAGCCUCUGGUUACGAUGGAUGCCUUUGCCUGAAUGGGAAUAUAAUGGGAAUGCAGAGCAGGUGGGCUACAGGGUUCAGUACUCCCGUGCAGGCUCACAGGGCCAUCCACUCACCCAUGUUAUUACCGACCGUCUGGAGAGAGAGUUUACUAUUGAGGACCUGGAGGAGUGGACAGAAUAUGAGGUCAGGGUCCAGGCUGUAAACGGCAUUGGAGUGGGACCCUGGAGCCAACCGGUCAGAGGCAGGACACGGGAGUCUGUUCCCUCCAGUGGUCCCACCAACGUCUCUGCCUUUGCAACUACUUCAAGCAGCAUCCUGGUGCGCUGGUUUGAAGUCCCAGAGCCGGACAGGAAUGGGCUCAUUCUGGGCUACAAGGUGGUUUAUAAAGAAAAAGACUCGGACAGUCCAGUCCACUUCUGGACAGUAGAGGGGAAUGCCACUCACAGUGUCCAGCUGACUGGUCUGGGGAAAUAUGUGCUCUAUGAGAUCCAAGUUCUGGCAUUCACACGGAUUGGAGAUGGACGGCCGAGCUCUCCACCUAUUCUUGAAAGGACCUUGGAUGAUGUCCCAGGACCUCCAGUGGGUAUCCUGUUCCCUGAAGUCCGGACCACCUCAGUCCGCCUUAUUUGGCAGUCCCCUGCCCAGCCGAAUGGCAUUAUACUUGCUUACCAGAUCACGUACCACCUCAACUCCACCAAUAGCAACACAGCCACAGUGGAUGUGCUGAACCCUAGCGCCCGCCAGUACAUGGUGACUAACCUCAAGCCAGAAACUGUCUAUGUGUUUCGCAUCACGGCACAGACAAGGAAAGGCUGGGGUGAGGCGGCCGAGGCGCUCGUGGUUACCACGGAGAAAAGAGCUCGUCCUCAGCCUACCAGCCGCCCCCUGGUUCCUCAAAAACACGUUCAGGCUCGCCAGGUGUUGCUUUCAUGGGAGCCUGGUAGUGACGGCCUGUCCCCCGUGCGUUACUAUACGGUCCAGCUAAGAGAGCUUCCUGAAAGCAACUGGACGGUCCACUCAGCAUCUGUCAGCCACGAGGCCACAACCUACAUAGUAUCCAGGCUGAAACCCUUCACAUCUUACCAGUUCAGAAUAAAAGCCACCAAUGACAUAGGGGACAGCGAGUACAGUCAGGAAAGUGAAGCAAUCACAACUCUACAGGAUGUGCCUGACGAAGCGCCCUCGAUUCUCUCUGUCACGCCACACACAACAACGUCAGUGCUGAUCCGCUGGCAGCCCCCCUCAGAGGAGAAGAUAAAUGGUAUCUUACUGGGCUUUCGCAUUCGAUACCGCGAGCUGCUGUACGACCGUCUCCGCAGUUAUAUUCACACAGUCAACAGUGCAUCCGCCUGGGCUGAGCUCUCUGCUCCCUACAGCCUCCGAAAUCUGAGUGAUUCAACGCUCACCCAGUAUGAGUUAGACAAGCUAAGUAAACACAAGCGUUAUGAGAUACGCAUGAGUGUGUACAACGCCGUGGGUGAGGGGCCAACCAGCCCUCCACAGGAGGUGUUUGUUGGAGAAGCAGUGCCGACGGCCCCGCCCCAGAAUGUGGCUAUUCAGUCCGCAACAGCCACCCAGCUGGAUGUGACGUGGGACCCUCCACCUGUGGAUGCACAGAAUGGAGACAUCCAGGGAUACAAGAUUUACUUUUGGGAAUUCCAGCGUAAGAACGAGACUGAGCGGAUGCGGACUCUGUUUAUGCCUGAAGGAGGGGUGAAGCUGAAGAAUUUGACUGGUUACACCACCUAUAUGAUCAGUGUGGCUCCAUUCAACGCCGCUGGGGAUGGACCCCGAAGCCCACCAACGAGGGGACGCACUCAGCAAGCAGCUCCCAGUGCUCCCAGCUUCAUUCACUUCAGUGAACUGACCACAACCUCCGUCAAUGUGUCCUGGGGCGAGCCCACCUUCCCUAACGGCAUCAUUGAGGGCUACCGUCUGGUCUAUGAACCCUCCACACCUGUAGAUGAGUCUUCAGUGGCCUGUGCCGACUGUCUCCACUCCCCCUCCCCCCCAGGCGUCAGUAAGACAGUGACGGUGGAUGUGAAGGGGACCGGCCCUCUGUGGUUGAAGAUCAGAGACCUGGCAGAUGGCGUCACGUACAACUUCCGCAUCCGGGCCAAGACCUUCAUCUACGGGCCUGAGGUGGAAGCAAAUAUCACCACAGGACCAGGGGAAGGUGCCCCAGGACCCCCUGGAGAGCCAUUUAUUACGCGCUACAGUUCGGGCCUCACCAUUCACUGGACCCCUGGAGACCCAGGACGUUCUCCCAUAACACGCUAUGUAAUUGAGGCCAGACCCUCAGAUGAGGGUUUGUGGGAUAUCUUAAUCAAGGACAUCUCCAAGGAUGCAACAUCGCACACAUUCAACAUGGACAUCCUGAAACAAGGUGUCAGUUAUGACUUUCGGGUCAUUGGAGUGAACGACUAUGGCUAUGGCUCUCCGAGUCUACCUUCUCCCUCCAUAUCUGCCCAAAAAGUGGCUCCUUUCUAUGAGGAAUGGUGGUUCCUGGUCGUGGUGGCUCUAGUGGGACUCAUCUUCAUUCUGCUGCUAGUUUUCAUCCUCAUUAUCAGAGGACAGAGCAAGAAGUAUGCAAAAAAGUCUGAAUCAGGUAACAACUCCAACUGUAACGCUCUCACCCACGGAGAUAUGGUCAGCCUGGAUGAAGGACGUUUCCCAGCUCUGGAACUUAACAAUCGACGGCUGUCUGUAAAAAACUCUUUCUGCCGGAAGAACGGCGUCUACACCAGGUCUCCUCCCAGGCCCAGCCCAGGCAGUCUUCACUAUUCGGACGAGGAUGUCAGCACCAAGUACAACGACCUGAUCCCUGCAGAGAGCAGCAGCCUGACUGAAAAACCCUCAGAAAUCUCAGACUCACAGGAGGCGCUGGUGUUUUCAUAUGGAACAGGUGGCCUACAUACACUUCCACUGCAUUUGGGCAGCGACAGUGAGUAUGAGGUGGACCCUAACCGUCAGAAGACCCACUCCUUCGUCAACCACUACAUAAGUGAUCCUACCUACUACAACUCCUGGCGUCGCCAACAGAAAGGCAUAUCCCGGGCGCAGGCCUACAGCUACACAGAGUCAGAGUCAGGAGAGCCGGAUCACUGCGCCCCACCACCGCUGCCCCCUCUACCUCCACUGCCCCCCCAGCUGAGUUCACCAAGCCCUCAGCCUCAGCAGGCUCAGGGCCAGCCCCAGGGCCAAGGCAGCCUCUUUAGACCCAAAGGUAGCCGGACUCCCACCCCCUCCCAGCAGAGCUCCAACCCUCCGAGCCAGCACAGCACCUUGUACAGGCCCCCCAGCAGUCUAGCCCCUGGCUCACGGGCCCCUAUUGCUGGCUUUUCCUCUUUUGUGUGAAAAAUACUGAGGACAUAGAAACUUCUGAAAAUACCUACCCAACUUGUGUUGAAGAAGAACAUAGCAUUGCAGUCAGCCCAAUCAAGUCGCUCAUUCUUUAUUUUCAUCAUCAAUUUAUUUUUCAUAACUUACAUGUUUUUUUUUUUUUGUGAGCUUGGAUGUAUCAAAACAUUAUGAUACUUUUUGAGGCGUUUUUUUUGUCCAAUGUGUGAAAAUGUGCCAGUGUAAACUUUGGUUUUGCUCACCGGCUGAUAAAAACAAAAAAAAGGUCUCUGCAACAUCUAUUCACUUUUAUUUUGUUAGUUGAAAUACUUGCAUGGCUUUAUCAUUUAUUUCCUUCUUUUUACUUUUUUAAACUCAUUCAGUGGUAAUAUCUGAUUCUGUACAAAGUCACUAGAAUCUUUGAAAACACACACACACACACACACACACACACACACACACACACACACACAUAUAAAUAUAUAUAUACAUAUAUAUAAAUAUUCUAUAGUAGACAUGCCUAGAAGACAAAAUCAAGUCAUUGCUGACUCUACUUUGACGAAGACUGAUAUGACAAUAUGAUGGAGCCAUAUUGUGGAAGUUAAAGAACAAUUAUUUGUUUGGACUGGAUGUAAAAACAAAAAGCUGCCAGCGUAAAGGUGGAAUUUAUGCCAAAUCGAAGACAUUUAAUGUGCUGGUUGUGAGAGUUUUAAAAUGACAUUGAAGAAGCAAUCAUGGAUUAAAAUGGAAAAACUCUCUGGCCUAUAACAUACACAUACAUAAAAAAAAAAAGUCAGACAGCAUUUGGCCAUAGUAGUAGGUCAAAUGUCAGUGACUGCGGCGUGCCUGAAGGAUCCUGCAGAUAUAUGAAACGAGUGUAUAUCUGUUUAAGUGGAAGUGUUUAAGUCUGUUUUUUGUGAGUGUGUUACAGUGGAUCGAAGAUGCCUUGAUAGAGAAACACAUAUUUAUGAUCUCUGGCACCAAUUGUGAAUGGACUGUUGAUGGUGCCCCGAGACUUUGGCAUCGUGUUGCCUCAUGUGGGCCGGGAAUCAGUUUGCAUACAAAACCCAUAUCUCAUAUUUCACUUUUUGCUGGCUCACAUAAACACUCACGAGUCCGAUUCUACUGAAAUGCUUUGGAAUCCAAUUUAAGAGGUGAAGUCUCAAAACUGUCAUCAGGAACUGUUAUAAGGGAGCACAGCUGCUAGUUCUACAGUGUGAUUUUGAUAAGAGACCAAGAGGAUUCCCACCACCCCCCUGUUUUCUUCCCUGCUGAGAUAACUUUUCGCUGUCACUGAUCACUAUCGCUGGGCAGCGCCGAGCCUGCACCAAGAGAUGAUGUCAUUGAAUUGCCUCACCUCUUUUCCUUUUAUGUAAACAACCACUCUGUAAUAUUCAGGUGUGACUGUAUUGUCCCAGAUGCAAUUACGUGUGUGCGCGCGUGCAUGUGUGUGUGCGUGGUCACUCUUCUCGUGUGUAAGCUUACAGAUCAUUCACUUUAUGUCUGUUUAUAAAGAGAUUGUUCUGCAGCAACUGUAAACCUGCCCGGAGUAACGCCACAGAGGGCUGACGUGGUCCAGCCACCUGCCAGGCGCACUCAUAACGCUAUAGUGAAGACUCAGUGGUGUGUUCUUAGUUUUCAUAGUUCAAAAAGCAGAAAAAAAAUGUCAUCUACUUUUUUUUUUUAAUUAUUUGUGGGGUGAUUUCAUUGUACGCAACAAAAGCUUAUCAUGCAGAAUCUGAAUGAAUAUAUGAUCACAGUACAUUUCUGAAAUAAAUUAUUUUUCAAUGUUAACCAUUCUGGUAUUGAAUUGUGAAACGUAAAGGGGAGAUGGGAGGAAGGGAAACAUGCAAACAGUGGUGUUAAAGGGAUAUAACCCCCUUCUUAUUCAGACUGUGCAGGAAAAAAAAGGCCUUCGUUCAGAAGCAGUGACUCCAACUUUUGCCACAAACCAGUGCUGCAUGACCUCUGUAGCUGUGCCACAGUAAUCAGCAGAUUUCCAUUUUCAGUAGCACCCAUUGAAUCUAUUUCCUCUGUAAACCUUCUCACGCACUCUAGCACAGUAAAUAACAUACAUGGUGAUCACAGUAAUCUCUUAUUCAGUAACGAUACAAGAAAAAAUGGAAAUGUUACUUCAGCUCUAAGUGUGUGCAUAAUCAAAUGAUUUCAACAUUAUUGAGGACCUAUGUGCAAAUCAUACCACACCCAUUGAUCACUAUCUACUCCAUUCCUCUUGUGUGUCUGUUUAAAUCUUUCACAAUGCCAGUCGUUUAGUUGUUGGCUUACUUUCCCAGAUCCAGUUAAUUGGUUGGUAAACUCUGAAUAUGCCAGAAUAUGUGGUAAACACACCAAAACAGCAAAUGUUUGAAGACUUUACGUUAACUUUCCAAUCUUUGUAGCUUUUAGAAUAAAGAAAAAGACUGGACUGAUAGUCUUCCGAAGCUUCCCUGAGUAUCACGCGAUGGGCCACAUGCUACGUCUAGACAUGGUUUCUUCAAACUGGGCAUCAUGGUUCGUGGAAUCACCUGAGUAGUUUUUCUUCAGACACAGAAAGUAGUCCCUUGCUUUCUAUUGAAAAAUGGCCAUUGUGCCUCUAAACAUGACACAAAAAUUUCUGCAAAGUGCAGCGAAUACUAUUUACUGUAACGUGAUAAAAACCUUAAAAGAAAACAGAGUGCACAAUGCCAGAAGCACUCUGUUUACAAAUGAGUUCUGCAAGCACUUGGGAUCUGUCCAUGGCUAAUUAUUUAAUUAAAUCACAUCUAACCUUGUGUUACUCAGGGUAGAAAUAAAUUGGAUCAUUGAAGAUUCUUUGAAAUGCUGUUACCUGGUUACAAAGUCCCAUCCUGACUUCUUCAGCUUUCUCCUGGUUUCCAGAUAACCACAAGUGAGAUAACUCAGUUGGGCCUUUACAUUAAGUGAUACCAAUAUCUACUCAGGACAUUGGUGAUGCACUGAAAAUAUAUGUGCAAACAUUAUAUGCAGUAAUACAGAAGCACAUGUACAGUGUCAGAUGGUGUUAGAUGCUAAUUGUAUCACAGUCAGUCACUUGAUCCAAUGCUAACCUACUAACCACAUAGGCAUGAGAAGAGAGGAGAUUAGAUGGGAUAGGAUUGGACAGGGAAUUGGAACAAGAGCGUCCAGAGCACUAAUCCCUUUUUUGAAAACACAUGGGAAAUUUCCCUCCAACAGAAGAAUCACAGACCGGAGGUUUUUCACUUGUUGAAAUGUUCAUUUCCUUCUGUCUCUCUCUUUCUUCUAACCCUCAGGAAAUGACUGACAGAUAAGAGUGAGUUGGUGGUCCCUUUUUAAAAAGGGAGCCCAAGGUGCCAAAUAGUCCUGAUGAGUUUGAGAACCCUCAGUUGGAAUAUUAAAGGAUUCAGACAGAAGGUGUAGUUCAAAGGAGUUUGAAACCCUGAAUUUAAUUGCCUCAUUUGUGAGCUUCACUGAGUGUGGCUUGGGGAUUUGAAGAGGAUAUACUGACAGUUGGAGAAAGGAUACUAAUUUGAGAAAUAGGAUGUUCCCUCUGUGCUGUUCAUAAAUGCCUUCCUAAUGUAUUCUUUGUAUCAAGCUUAAAUUGUUUUCUGACUUAGUGUACAUUAUAGGCAAAAGCAGAAAAAUGGCCUCAGUCACUUCUGAAAGACCCUUUGUCCCAGAGAACCCCACUGUUCUCGCAGUUUGAAAAGACGCUAACUUUCCACAGUAUGUGGGGAAAGUAAGACUUGGGAAUGUGAGGCAGCUAAAAAAUCGUGACAUAAAUUGUUUUCAGGACUCAUAGUAGGUCACAAUUAUUUAUAUCUCAGUUGAGAGGCUUUUUAUGAGAAAAGAGAAUACCUUUUGUCCCCAUUUACUGUAGUCAUUUAGGCUGUGUGCAGUAUAUAACAAAGAACACAGAGCCACACAAGGAAGCAAUAAAUGAAUAAGGGGCCUGCUUCAGGGAAACCUGCCAUCAAAGUGUCAUGUUCCUGCCUACCCUCGCUGAAGUUCUGACAGACUUAAACAGAGUAUGCCGUAAAACAAUACACCACUAAUUGGCUCAUCAUGUUGAAAUAUAAGCCCUAAUGAUAUUUACAGGUGGGAAAAUUAGGCUUUGACAGACAGGUGGGCGUCAGUGGAGAAUUAAAGUUCACACCUGAGGCCCAGCUUACUAUUGUAACCACACCCACGCACACACACAUGCUCAUUUGUAUGUGGCCUGGAUGAUUUACACAUCAGACAUUGUAAAUUUGCUUUGUGGGUGUGAAAUUAAAGGCCAUUUUUAAUGUAAUCUGGAAAUUGUCAGGAAUAAUUGGAGAAAAGGGCACUAUGUCUAACCUAAUUACCUCCAUGGCUAUUAUGAGUUAGUGAUCAUAUAAAUCAAUGUGCCUGGACCUUUAAUUAUAGUAAUAGGCUACUUUUCAGUGCAUUUGUUCUAAUACUACAAAUUAGAAAAGAGAAGAACAUUAACUCCUGUUGUAAUUGUGUGCUCUUGCACUAAGUGCACAUUUCUGAAAUUUAGCAUGUUUGAAACCAAUAGCAGUCAUUUAUGUGGUGCUAAAAGGCUAACGUGAGAAAACAUACUGAUUUAACCAUAUUAGCAUGACCUUUAGUGCAUGGUUAUUCACCUUCUUCACAAGUUAGAUGAUACAUUGAUUCAGUGUAUGUAUAUGAUAUAUGAAGUUCUGUCCACUUUUAACUACUAGUCUAUAUACAAGCAUUUGUAAACGCGAAUUUUAUCUACAUAACAAAUAAAUGAGUCUAAUACGUUUUUUGGUUUUUUUUUUUUUUUAAAAAGCUGUUAUUUUAUGGAGCUAAAUAUGGGUGCAACAUUACAGAACAGCAGAUUUCCUUGUUCAGAACAGCAAGCAAGAUUUUAUUAUUUUUACCUGUGUUUAGAUCAUGGUUUAGAUGUGCCAGUAGGCAAAUUCUGUUGCAUUUGGGCAUAGCAGAGUUUGGCUAUAACCAGUUUCCCCUGCCAGCCUCAUUUCUAAGGUAGCCCGUGUGGUACAAAAAGCCAGACGGUGGUUGCUUCUCCCUUAAGUGUUCAAAUGUUUUACUUCGCAGCAACUAGUCCCUGUCAGCUAGUUUGGGGAACAGCCUUUACCACUCACUGGGUCAGGCUUGGGAUACUCAAGUUGAAGUCCCAGCUAUUGUUAGGCGUUGUGGAUAAAUGGCGCUCUGUCCCUUUAAACCGCAGCAGGAGGUGGUGCUCUCCAGCGCGGGAGGGGAGGGGAGGAGGAGGAGGAGGGCCGCUUUGUGAGCCACACAGAUGCAAAGUAAACGAACGUUGGGAGCACCAGAACAGGGACCGUCCUGCCACAAUUCUCUUGCUUCUCUUUCUACGGACUCUUAACUAAGUUUGUGCUAACUCACCCUUAGCGGUGUUUACGGAAAGUUGAGAGGGAUAUAGUCUGAAACUUCGCCACCGCGUGGACCUUAAAGAAAAAGGUAACGUUUCUUCGCGGUAACCUGAGGAGUGAUGUUUUGUUGUAUUACACGUAUCCAGGGGCUGUUCUGAUGACGAGCGACGACUUUUAGUCAUCUUUGGGUUGUAGCCAGUGUGUUGAGUGUAGUUUCCAGAAUACUCUGUGGGGUCAGAGGAAGAGGCGUAGGUUGAAGUAAAGCCAACGGAGUGAAAUCUGCAUCUCAUUUGAAUGUCAUCUGCUUCUGGACAAUCAGAGCCUGGCAGUUUGAUCGAGCUCCUCGGUGUCCCAUAUGGAGCCAAAACAAUGAGCUCUCUCGCGUCCUCUGUGUCCUCCAUCAGCCCGAGGAAGACUGGGAAGUACAGGGUCAAAAAAGAUACAAUAAAAGUAACCACCUGAGUUUAAAACAUCUUCAAGAGCCAACAUGUUAAUCUAAAGGGUGCUUUUUUUUAAAAUUACAAAUAUCCUGCCUGAUAUGGAACCAUUUUCUUGACCUAUGCCACUAUAGACUUUGCUGUGCUUUCAGUUUGAAUAAUGGCCAAAAAGCUGUGCUGAGCUAAUAACUUUCGUUAAAAGUCAUGGGAUCUCGUGAGGUUCUUUUUUUUCUUUUUCAAAUCCAGUUUUGUAUGACUUAUUAAAGUUGGAUAUUUUUCUUGUUUUGGGCCCAAAAACUACUCAAGAAAGGAAUUAGCUGGGUUUACCAUUGCAGAGAGUGACGUAUUUCACAUUUGGGAUCCUCUGUGGUAAUGUGCCCACAAACUCUGGCCUUUCAUAUUGUAAAUAAGAGCAACUAACUCAAUGAAGCAGCAGAUAUCCCAGAGUUAAAACUAGGUUGCAAAGUCUAAGAAAAGUGUCCCAAAUAACUAUAUUUGGCUACAGGACGGGUCAUGAUUUAAUCAGAGCAAGGGGCAGAUGGUUGCAUGAGCAUCAGUUCUCUUCAGUGAGAAUUGCGUAACAUUAAUACCGCUGCUGUUGGAUCUCAGUGAAAUCUCUGGGAAUCUAGCAAGAGCUCUACAAUCUAAACAGCUAUUUUCACCCCAUAUUUGGCAGGCAUAUUUGUCCACCUCCCUGGAUCAUUAGGGAGUUUUUUCCUGUUUGUGGUUAAAGACUUGGCACUUACCUCUUAUGGUCAUCAUCCCGCCUGAUGAACUGAGUAAUUUGCUGUAAGAGUUGCCACAGUGGCUGUAUACGUGCCCGGCCUCAUUCAUCAUGCUCUAAAUGAAGGCUGUAUAGUGUGUGCCCGACUUUAACUACACUGUCCAUAAAGUCUGCAGGUCCGUUUUAUAACAUUCUGUUUCAUUAUUCCUCACUCAUCGUCAGCUCUUCACGCUUGUUAAGCUGUCGGUCUGGACAAUAGUGAAAGGACGCGUUGACUGAUGAGUUCAGGUCUGGUGUUGACUUUGUGUGACUAUUGCCCUUGUCCUACACACAAACACAGAGCAGUAGUUAACAAGAGCCCAAAGGUUGGUCUGUUCUUGUCAUUUUGCUCGAUGAAUCAUUUACGUACUCUGCACUGAUAACUCUAAAUCAAAGAACUUAGACGAGUGCAAAAAACUAGACUAGACUAGAGAAAUCUUGUCUUAACUCCAACACUGACUUGUCACCAUCCUGCCAGCGCUGCCACUCUUUUUUUCCUGGCAUCCUCUUGCGUUUCUCUGUCUUCUUUCCAGUGACAACAGUGCUGCAUUACUGCACACACUUCAGGCCUUUCAGCUCCUUAGUGGAUGUCUUCUCCAGGGCUGCCAGGCAGAUACCUCACCAUCGAGAUCUAUUGUGUCCACUGCACAGCCAGUAGGGGAGGGAGAGUAUGUGUCAUCUCUGACUGUGCUUUUUUUUUUUUUUUUUUGCGCUAUGGAGGCUCUUUCAGUUUCCUCUGGAGGAUACUCCUGCUGCGUUUUGAGGAAGCUGGCUACUUUCCCAACUCUUGGCUGUGGUGAGGUCAUUACAGUUUUAUAUUAGAAAGAGGGUGUGCAGUAGUAGAGGUUGUGGACGUGCAUUUAAACUCAUGUACAUGAAAACAUUUACUUCAGGCAGUUUUUGUGUAGUUAGUAAAAACUGAGGGCACCUCAUUUCCUUAUAGACUUUCUGUUUUAUUUGUGUGUCUGGGUUUCAUACUACGUGACGGUUUAAUGUAAGAGCAGAAACAUUUUUCUUUUUGUUUUUAUUAGGCGAUAAAUAUAAAUUGGUUAACCGGAGUCAGAUGUGACAACUUGGAGUAAUAUUCCCAUGCCUUAGGAAAUGGCCUUGUAAAUUGUUUGCUCAUCUACCUUUAUUCCAAGCUCCAUGGGAGACUGACAGGUAAUGAUGAAAGAAUGUCUUGACAUUUGGCUCAAAGAGGGCAAUUUGCAGCAAGCAAAAGGUCAUUAUUGAGUUAUUCGUGUGAAUUAAUACCUUUUGGAUUUACAUUGAAAAAAAGCUCUCCAGAGCUUUGAAACUAUGGAGGCCUGAUCAUUUCUGCAAAGUCUGAAUCAUUUCACGAGUGACGCAUGUGCACAUUUUUUUAAGCUGUUCUUUCUGGUUAUGUUGAACUCCCCAAGGAAAGUUGCUUUGUCUCAGACAAUUACAGGAUUCACCCCACCUGCAAAGAAAGCAAUGAGGUCUUUGAAGAGCAGUCAUGCUGAGGAUGUUUGACUUAACCUUUGAACAGACUUGAUAUGAAAAGCAACAGUUUAAUAUUUUAUCAGUGUCUUCAGGUUUUUGCAAAUUAUAGUUAACUCUGAAUGUCAGAAAAGAAAAACAAAUUAAUCAGAGACCAUCAUUGUCUUAUUUGAUGGCAAAUUAGAGGAAAAAGUACGAAAUUGUUCACAUAGAAACUUGGACAUGUAGACAUGUUUUGUAGCAUCUAUGUUCUACAAAUAAUUGCAUAAACAUUUAGCAACUUGAACUAAUCUGAAACAGUGAUACAACAGUUCUUUUUUUGUCAUUUCAUUUCACAUGACAUAUCUUUUCUCAGAAGAAGAGUGUGCUCUCUUUUCUUUCGAAACAGCCCCUAUGCAUCUGACACCCCAUCACCAUGCCUAUGCCUUUUUUUGGUUAUCAAUGUAACCUAACCAGUUCAACGGGAAAAACGUUUUACUUUGCGUUGCUAAACACUAAAGUCAUUUUGUCCUCUCCCAACAACAGGCUGACAGCAUAGAGUAGAUUUCAAAAUCUGUCACGCAGUAAUACUGUAUGUUUUGGCACAGUAUGAUCUCGUUUUUGCAUCACCUGUCACUGUUGAUGUCUUAAACUCAAUUGUUUAAACUGUGAAACCAGUCUGGAAAAUUGGCACGCGUGACGCAAGGCAUUUCAAAACCGCUGAAUGUGGCCGGCUUGACUCGAUCCCAUGUUGCAAAGUUUCAGAACACCCUCUUUGGUUUCAGUUAUGUUGAAGAAGAUAACAAAACAAUACCCAACAUCAGGGUGAUUGGCGUGUCCAAAUCACAUAAUCCAAAAUCCUGUUGUUGGACCAGUGUGGUUACACAAAUCUACUUUGCAAGAUGUGUUGCAGCAACUUUUAAACAAGGUAAUUAUUUUUCUUCCAGUUACACACUGGUAUGGGUACCUUGGCUGCCAAUACAGGGUACUGAUCCAGCACCAGUGUUAGAUUAAUAAAGCUUUUCCUUACUGAGAGGAAAGGACUGGGAGUUUUGCUUUAUGUCUAAGACAGCAUGAGGGUCAAUUGAAAGAUUGCUUUCCUAACUUCAAAUUUAAAUUUAAAAUGUAGCAAAAAUGUUUUUAAAUGGUCUUUUUUUUAAUCUAUCAACAGGACCUAGACCAUAAAUGGAAUGAUUAUUUAGCUAAUUUAUUUGCUUUUGUCAUAGUUCCGCUCAAAAUAAAAGUCUUUACUGCAUCUUUCUGUAAUUCAUGGUCUCUGUUUCACAUUGAGUUUACCUUCUCAAAUGGAUGAAGUAACAGAUAAGAAGUCUUAUCAGAUGGUGGUUCAGUGGUUAGCUCUGUCCCUUACAACAAAUGGGUCCUAGGUGCAUACGGAGGUUGGAUAUUCUCCCUGUGUUUGCACAGGUUUUCCAUGAGAGCUCCUCUUUCUCAUGCCAUUGUAAAAACAAAACAAAAAAACACCCUCUGUUAUCACUGUCCAUGUCGGCCGACGGACUGUUGACAUAGGCUUGGAUCAUAUACUAAACUACCAACCUGUUGGCUCCUGUUAGCUUCCUCCAUGCUUUGUUAGCUCUUUCAGUAGCAACCAGUGCACUGCUGCUGACACAUAGUUUAAUAUAUAUAGAACUCCCCAGAAUUGCAUUGUUACUGGGGCCUGUUGAGUUUUGCUGAUCCAGGAUUAAAGCUCAUGAUGAGGACCUCCUCAUCAGAGUUGGUGAUCAGGAGCUGGUAGUAUGCUAGUAACAGGCAUAGAGUUGAAUAGAAAUGUGUGUAAACUACAUCAGCUCUUUCAGCUGUACUGGCAACAGUGGAAGCUUUCAUGCAAUACAGAGUUGAUCAUUAAACAGUUAUGAUUGUAUUACGUCCUUUUACUUACCCUUAAUUACUGACACAGUAUUGCAAUUAAUAGGAUGUAUUUCUGCACCAUAUGUGCCGACUCUUGUAGACUUGGAUAAUAUAGUGUAGAAAAACAAACCAAAAAUAAAAACACAGUAACUGGUGGUGUGCAGCUGGCAGUUUUUGUCCAGUCAUUGGCCUUUUUUACACUCCAAUGAGCCAUCAUUGUUUUCCAGCAUUGAGUGACCACAGAAACAGGUGGUUUUGGCCUUAAGCAUACUAAAAGGACAAAGGAAGUAUGUUGGUCACCACUGUGACUACCAGAUGACAAAGUCAUGCAAGGAAACCAGUUCAGGAGAUGGGAACAGUCACAUGAGUUGUUGUGGGUUCUUGUCAUGCAUAUCUGAUAAUCCUGUGAGAAUCACACAUUUCCUGCCUGAGCUUAUAGAGGUCCUUUUCUAGGUCAGCAGUUCUGUGUUGUGAAUGGACUAGGGUGAAGUUGCAAUACCUAAAUUGAUAAGGAUCGAAGUUCCUUUGUCUCUUUGUUUUAACUGAAUGUGUUUCAGUGUCGUUUACAUGAAUCAGCUUUGAGGCCUGUCCUGUGUGAGCUUACCUGCAUUAGUCUGUUUCCCUUUAUAGGUAUGUGCGUGUGGUUUUGGGUGUGCCAGAAGGGUUUGGUUCGCGCCUUCCUCUCUGUUGUUUUGUUUUCCAUUGUGCUUUGUGUGUCUUUGCUGGCUUCUCAGUUACAAGUACAGUUUGUCUAAAUCCAAACUGGGAGCUAGUGAGAUGUGUGUAUAUACUUGGGUUUUUGGGGGGUGGGGGUUGUUUGUGGAUGUGUGAGACUCUUGAACACAUUUGUCUUAGUUCAAACUUAGUGGCUGAUGGACUUUAAACUUAUUGUUCACACCCACAGCAGGUUGAGUGUAUGCACUCUACUAAUUAAGACUUUAUGCUGCCAGUUUCCAGGGAAUCAAAGUUGUUAUUUGAGUGCCAAAUCAAAGUAGUAUGCCAAAUGUCUUUAAGAAAACCAAAUCAAAGAAAGACGAACUGCAGUAAGAUGACACCGAUGAUACUUGAAAGGUUUUUACUGAGAAAAUCAGGUGGUGAUGCAUGAAAGCUCUUAGGUUUUGGCUCUUCUCUCGUCUGGCUCAUAGAUAAACAGAAUUUAUUGUUACGAUUUUUUUCCUAAAUUGUUAAACUUGAAUCUCAAGUUCGUUCUGACCCAACUCCCAAUUAUAUUUAAUUAGAUUAUUGCACUGACUAAUCAUUUAUCUCAGUUACCUUACCAAUAAAUGACCUUGAUGCAUUAUUUAGCUCUUUAUUUAUAUUGGCAGUCACGUAGGAUGAUGAUAGGGCGCUUUGGCUAUGACUAUUGCCCAACCCUUGAGGAGCAACUGAGAUGUAAUUUAUCCUUGUGUGCUAGUUGGACAUUCCUGAAGAGUCACUCUGGUAAGAACUUAAACACAUGCUCACUCACAGCAAGCACAACAUCUACACACAGCACUAACAAAAUCACAGUGGAUGUAGGUAAAUCAAGGAAGGGUGCAAUUAAGCUUACAAUAUGCUUCAGGAGUGCAGUAGCUGUGUACCGUGUUCCAGUUUUUAUCUCUGUUGUCUUGUUAUGGCGUUUUUCAGCUUCUCAGCUGUUGUGAAUUGCUAUUAUCUGGUUGAAGUGACUAAGUUUGCGGGCUUGGGUGUUCUCUUUGGUCAGCGAGUGUAUAGCCUGCUGCAGUUGGUGUCAUUAAAGUGAACACCAUGGGGCUUUAUUAACUCAUCUUGUUUGUCAGGGCUCUCUGCUUAAGGUCUUUAUAGUCAGUUUGGGUAUUUGAGUUUAGCAAGGAGGCUGCUGAUUUAAAAAAAAAAAAAAAAAAAGACAG
Messenger RNA from Haplochromis burtoni (Burton's mouthbrooder), 19333 nucleotides. It is a transcript of the gene sdk2b, whose product is annotated as sidekick cell adhesion molecule 2b. The record is from RefSeq and is a predicted model, not a curated record. Gene Ontology annotation, molecular function: protein binding. The coding region runs from base 778 to 7638 and encodes 2286 amino acids. NCBI's taxonomy places the organism in Eukaryota, Metazoa, Chordata, Actinopteri, Cichliformes, Cichlidae. The transcript has 47 exons.